Molecule: messenger RNA, 321 nt
Organism: Staurois parvus
Lineage: Eukaryota; Metazoa; Chordata; Amphibia; Anura; Ranidae
Source: the annotation of a GenBank genome assembly
CAGCAGACCACCAAUCAACGGAAAGAGCCGAUGACGUCGGCUCUGUCAUGUGAUCAGCUAUGUCCAAUCACAGCUGAUCGCACUGAUCAUCAGUACCCUGAUGAUAAGUGUAGCCCAUCAGUGCCACUGUCAGUAUCAAUGCCACCUGCCAGUGCCCAUCAGUGCCACAUCAAUGCCACAUAUCAGUACCUACCAGUGCACAUCAAUGCCACAUAUCAGUGCCCAUCUGAGCUGCCUUUCAGUGCCACCUAUCAGUGCCAGUCAGGGCCGCCUAUCAGUGCCAGUCAGUGCCGCAUAUCAGUGCGCAUCAGUGCACCUAUC